This is a messenger RNA of Hordeum vulgare subsp. vulgare (domesticated barley), 678 nucleotides long. Its product is annotated as B3 domain-containing protein Os06g0194400-like. The coding region runs from base 1 to 678 and encodes 225 amino acids. The record is from RefSeq and is a predicted model, not a curated record. Lineage: Eukaryota; Viridiplantae; Streptophyta; Magnoliopsida; Poales; Poaceae. The transcript is spliced from 5 exons. Gene Ontology annotation, molecular function: DNA binding.
AUGGCGUACGAGGAGCAGCGCCGGAGGCAGAUGGAGGAGGACAACCGCAAGCUGGAGGAGCUGCACCUGCACCAGCUCUCCGCAGCCGGCCCCAAGCCCUCGCCGGUCAGAUCGGAGGCCAAGUCUGUGAAGCGGGUGCGGGUGCGGCGGGACGCCCAGGUCCGGCAGUCCGGCCGUGUCGCCAGCCUCCCCAAGCAGCCCAAGUACCGCUACGAGGAUGACUGCCCAACAACCUUGGUAGAGAAGAAGAUUAGGAGGAGGGGGAGCAGCAUGAGGAGUGACCUAAUUAAUCGAGUGUACGCCACAGACGAGGCCAGACGCCAUGCCAACUCCAUGGCCGAGGAGCUGCUGGGUAAGCUGGUGCGUGGUGGCAUUGGCAACCCCAGUUUUAUCAAGCCCAUGAAACAGUCUCAUGUCACCGGAGGCUUCUGGCUGGGCCUCCCGGCGCAGUUCUGCCAGAAGUAUCUCCUAGGGAGUGAUCAUACAAUCACUUUGGAGGAUGAGGAGGGUGAGGAGUAUGAAACGCGCUACCUCGCGCUUAAGACGGGCCUCAGCGCCGGAUGGAGAAAGUUCGCCUUGGAGCACAACCUGGUUGAUGGUGAUUGCUUGGUGUUCGAGUGGGUCAUCUGGAAUAAGUUCUAUGUCUACAUCAUGAGACAAAGUUCCUACUACAAAUGA